Populus trichocarpa (black cottonwood) is the source of this 2600-nucleotide messenger RNA. Its product is annotated as protein LNK1. Gene Ontology annotation, biological process: circadian rhythm; regulation of DNA-templated transcription. Bases 354 to 2384 code for a protein of 676 amino acids. The record is from RefSeq and is a predicted model, not a curated record. NCBI's taxonomy places the organism in Eukaryota, Viridiplantae, Streptophyta, Magnoliopsida, Malpighiales, Salicaceae. The transcript is spliced from 8 exons.
AAAUUUGUUUUUGUACCAAAAAGAAAGAGAGAGAGAGAGAGAGAGAGAGAGUGCGGUCUGGUGUAGACUACUAGAAAAGAAGAAGAAAAAUUGUGUAGAAACUUCUGGAAAUCAGUGGCUGCGAUUCGAUUAGGGUUAACGUUUUGCAGUAAAGGCGGAGGAGGAAGAUUUCGUUUACUUGGAUUCUUUUUAGAUGCGUGAAGAAUCUAGUUCUCUUCUGAUCCGAAUACACAGAAAUUGACUGUUAGUUUUUCUUUUCUUUUUUGGAGGGGGCAUUAACUUUCAACGAAGAACAUGACAUCAUAUAAAGAAAUUGUGUGUGGCCUCAAUGGUGGGUAGGUGAUUGUGGAGGAAUGUCAGAUUUGUGCAUGUAUGAGCUUGAAGAUAAUCUGUGGGAUGAAUUCAGUGUGAGUGAUGAUCACAUAGUACCUCAUCCUGGUCAUGAAUAUGGAGAUCGCUUUGUAGCUCAGGGCAUCAAGCAAAAGAAACCUGAAAGUAAGAUAAUUAAUGUUGCGAAUAAUGAAGAUGAUUCGCUUACCUAUAGCACUCAGGAAGAGGAGGAAGCUAGCUUACCUACUCUGGUAAAGAAGGAUACAAUGUUAGAAAAGGAUUCGUGGUCUAACACACCUGAUGGUGUGUUUCCUACCUCACGAGAUAGUGGCGCAGUCAAAGAUUUUAUAACAAUAAGAUCUGAAGAAACAAGCAUGUCCAGUCAUUGUUUAAAAAAUGGGAAUAUUGAUUCAGUUGGCAGUGAGUUCUGUGCCAGUGAUCCUACAUCAGAUGAAAAGUGUUCCGCAGUUGAUAAUAACCUGUAUAGUUAUCCACUCAGUCACAUUUCAAAGACAGACAAUGAUCUCAGCUUCUUUGAUAAUGACCGUGAAGACAAAGAAAGCAGUGAUCCCUUAUAUUACGGGUGGCCUGAUGAUAUAGGAAAUUUUGAGGAUGUUGAUAGGAUGUUUAGAAGUUGUGAUUCAACAUUUGGGUUGGGGAGUCUGAGCAAUGAAGAUGACUUGUGCUGGUUUUCAUCUUCUGAUUUCACUGAAAGAUCUGAUGAUGCGUUGAAUCUGGGUUCCAAGUUCUUAAAUUCUGAGGCAAGUGCAUUGGAUAGUGUAUCAGAACAUCCUGAAGCUUCACAACUAAGCAGUGAUGACCCUUCAGUCUAUGAUUCCAACAAGAAAAGCAUUUUCACAGAUGACAAAAUAAGCUCCAGGACUUCCAGUGCUGUUGACCAUUCUUCUCUUGGUUACUUAACAUUUCUGAAUGGGUCAGAGACAAAAUCUGCAAGUAUGGAUGACUUGGUACUCAAGGAAAAGAUGAAUUGGAACAAAAGGCAGGCAAGGCACAACAACCGAUUUGAAGGAAGGAGAAAAGACAGUGAUAUUGAAAAUGGUUCUUUUCCUCUCAACGUUAACAUGAAGCAUUUCGCAGAUACAAAGCAUUCAUCUGGAGACUCAUCCCAUCAAGUUUUACCUCUUCUAGGCAUCCAGCAGCAUAAACAAAUAAUAGGAUCCAAUUCCUUAAAUUACAUGCAGACACAUAUUCCAUUGAUACACAUCGACUACAGUCAUUCUUCAGAUCAAAUUUCGACCUGUCCAACUCAAUCUAGUGUUAAAUCUGAAAACAAUGGCUACCCAUCUCCUUCUCCAAAGGAGUCUUCCCAUGCAUCAAAUCAUGUACGGUCCAUUGAGAGUGCUAAUGGUCCUGACUUUGAGGCUCCUGCUAUAACAACAAAUGAGAAUGAGGAAAAUCUGUAUCAUUGCCAGGAACCAUCAUCUGGUAGGAAUCUCAAACCUGCAAACAUGGUAGGCCCAGCAGAAUUUUAUGGUCCAGUUUCAGCUAAGAAGGUAGCCUGUCAGUCUGAAUAUGAUAUCAAAGGAGUUGGCACAGGGAUUCCAGCAGAACUAGACACUUCAAAUGCACAGGAGAGCUCUUGCAUGAGUUCUGUGUUGGAUGGAAUUUCACUAGAAGCAACUAGUUUUCGCCAACUUCAACAAGUCAUGGAACAGUUGGAUAUUAGGACAAAACUAUGUAUAAGGGAUAGCCUGUAUCGCUUAGCUAGAAGCGCUGAGCAAAGGCAUAAUCAUAGGAAUGGAAGUGGUGGCAAGAGAGAUGGCGGAGACAGAAGUGGGGAAUUGAUGGCUGAAGAAGCUGACAAGACCGGAUUAAUGGAUAUGGAAACUGAUACCAAUCCAAUAGAUCGAUCAAUAGCGCAUUUGCUGUUUCACAGGCCAUCAGACCCAUCUUUGAUGCCUGCUAUUGAUGCCUCGUCUCUCAAGUCUCACACCAUGAUUAGCAGCUUGCCGGUGAUGACCAAGGAACAUUGGCAGGAGGAAACUGCCACUGGUGCGGAUGGAAGUCUGUUGAUGAGUAAUGACAAACAGUAAGUUAGCAUUAACACAAGUGCAUUCAUAGUAAAAGGUGUUCUAUUUUCAAAUCACCACAGUUCUUCAUGUGUAAUAACAUUGGUUGAGGCACUGCCGGACAUACUUCUUAAGGUUUGGUUCCGUGUUUUAGAUCUGAUAAUUUCUCUGAUGUAUAAUGUAAUUUUUGUUGAUGUUUGUCACUGUAGCAGUUAUCAUGACAAGGUACAUAUUUGCUGA